Molecule: messenger RNA, 2841 nt
Organism: Penaeus chinensis
Lineage: Eukaryota; Metazoa; Arthropoda; Malacostraca; Decapoda; Penaeidae
Exons: 5
Coding region: 1-1845 (614 amino acids)
Source: RefSeq, a predicted model, not a curated record
AUGAGUGUUCCUCAUGACCCCAACGCCAAGGAAUGUUUCCCAGGCGCACAUCUUGUGCAGCACACAGCUGUCGCUCAGCUGAUGGCGACCUCUCCAGAUGAUCCGCCCCGAGCAGUCCCUGUACUCAGCUGUCUUCCACAGGAGUGCAGGGUGUGCCUCGAUACCUAUGACCAGUCGGAGAAAAGGCCCAAGGUGCUUCCAUGUGGCCACAGCUAUUGCUCCAUUUGUGUGGAUGACUUGGUCAAGGAGUACUCCCUGACCUGCCCCAAGUGCCGUGCCCGGUAUGCUGUCUCAGAUGCAUCUCAGUUCCCAUUUGCAUAUGACCUAGAGGAAGUGCUCAGCAAGAUGAGGAUGAUCCCGACAGUGACAACGACGGCUAAGGCCCGACCAAAGUCAGGGCGAGGAAUUAGUAGAAAGUUGAACUCUCUGCGGGAGGAGCAAGAGAACACCAUACUCAACAGCACCUCUGACUGCGAGGAGACUCUGUCCCAGCUGCAUGGGUACAACAAUGAUCUGGGGGAGUGGGUGACAGACCAUGAGGAGCUCAUUAACAAACUCCUUUACAUGAUAAACCUACACAAGAAAGCUCAGCAGCUUUUAGAAAAAGAGCAGGACAGAGUAAUGGAGCUGCAUCAGACAGGUAAGCAGCAACAGCAGGUGCUUAGGAUGGCAGAAGACUCACUUGUAGCGGCCAGGACUGCAAAGGAGGUGGUCACUGCUAUUGACCGGGCUGACCGGUAUCACUUGGCAGCUGAGGAGUGGAUUCAGAAGUGCCAGAGCCUUUUCCCAGAUACUGAUACUGUUCACAUGUCUAUUAAGGUUCGGGCAGCCACCAGAGAGGCCUUAGAGCUGAUGAUGCAGGAGGCGAAUCGGGAGCAGACAGGCAGCUCCAUCGUCCCCCAAGCUGAGAAAGAUGCCCUCAUGCAAAUCCCAGGUGCUUCAACCACAGCAAAAGCAGCCAGUGGUAAUGCCUCUGUGCCUAUGCAAAUUGUAGAUGACAAUGAGGCCUCAUCCAUGGACCUAGUAGACAGUACUUUCUCUUCGCCAAAACCUUCACUGUGCGGCUCCAUUCACUCCCCCGUGCCGGAGCCAACAUCCACCAUCCAGAAUAAGGUCAACCACAUAAAAAAGUCGGCAACAAGGGUGCUCAGGGCUGAGAGUCUCCAGACUGACAGACAUGUGAAAGCCUUACUAAACCUGGGGGAGGUGUAUGCCGUGCAGGAGCAUCAGGGUAGCCUGCGCUCCGCCAAGAUCACCAUCCGGCAAGGAAUGAUCUACCUCCACCACCUCCAGCCCUACCCCCCUCCAACUCAUGCCUACACUCUCCCUCACAAUAAGGUCAUAGGUCUCCUUGAGCCCUCUUCCACCUUGGCCUUCCUAGACUUGGCUUGGCCGGGAAUGCCAUGCCAGAGACUGCACAUCCGUAUGGGUGCCAACAACCUAUGGAGCACACAGUUCGUCCUCCUGUGCACGGGUGAAUGGGGUCCGACCUAUGCCAACACAAAGAUCCUGGAGGUAGAACGCAAAGACAAGCCUGGGGAAUGUCUGGUUGGAGGUGAUUAUGAAAACAACAAUGGCAGUGGUGGGUGUUCCAUCAUGUCAGAGCUGGAGCGGGAUGGGCACAGCUGGCUGCCCGACACCACCGGGGCAGUUGUAGCCAGAUGGGGCAAUGACAGCCAUCGUGGGGCACAGUUUGGCAUCAGGACCAGAGACUACACUGUGCUGACAGUCCCUACUGCUAUUGGCUUUGUGGAAAGUGGCUUGGACGUUUUGAAAGCUGCAGUAAAUCUGCCUGAUGUAAGCUGUGUGACUAUAGUCGACUGUGGUGUAGUUAUUCCCCGCUGACCCAGCUUGACUGUAUCUUCCUGAUGCGAUUGUCACAGACAUAAUUGCAUUAGAUAAUGUUCAAAGUACACUGAAUCCUAAAAUGUACAAGUGUUUAUCAAACCCAUCACCAUCAUUGCAUAUAUUCUCAGUAAUGUGAUACAUCAUUAUGGGUUUGCAUUUAUAAUGAUAAGAAAUCAUCCUAUACUCUUGUUGAUUAAGAUAAAUUUUAUAUAGCCUAUUUUUUUAACUUUAAGGUUGAAUUUUGAAUAUGUCCCAGUUGUAAUUUAAAGAAAUUAUAUGUACUUGUAGAUCCUGGUGCUACGCAGGAGAGUAUGUUCAGAUUUUGAUGUAGAAGUAUAUUGAAAUUAAUUCAGUUUCAUAGAUUAUGUUAAGGACUCCAAUUCAUGCUUAUUGUGAGGUGUAUAGUGAAAAUCAGAAUCAAAUUUUCUUACUUAUUUUGUAGCUGAACAAAUACUAUUGUAAAAUACUGAGCAUUUAUUAAUGAUUUUCAUCAGCUGUCAUAUUACCACACAUUGCAAAUUUUGUCAUCAUAAAUGUAUGUAAGAAUCAGCUUAAAUUACAAUUCCCGAGGCGAGGAGGACUGAACGUCAUGCUUUUAAGUAAAGAUUGCUUCCUCUGCUUGCAGUUGAGACAAGGCUUUGAAUCUUUGUAGGACAAUUUAGUUGUUUGGGCAUAUUUAAGUAAUGAUCACUCAUUUUGUCAAAGAGAAAGGGGAGGUCUCCCCAAAAAUGUGGCUUUGGGUCCUUAAGAAAAUAACAUAUAGUAUAGAGUGUGUAUAGCCAUUAUCAUUAGCUUGCUCUGUCAGGAUUUCAUAGGACACAUCAUCAAAAUGUAUCAUGGAAUGAGUGCAAUUGUAGUUCAACACAUAGAUGAUUAUUAAUUAUUUGUUACAGUACAUUAGACACAUGUACACAAAAACACAGACAUGCAUUCACACACACAUAUAAACACUUCCACAUGUGUGCACACACACACACACACACACACACACAC